AGCAGAGGCGCUAAAUGCCACACAAAAUUACUUAUCCCAAAAGACAUGAAAGUGUUUCAAUAGCCGAGCACCUUCAUCAGAGAGUCAUGCCGCCUUCUUCUGAUGCUGCUGCUUCUGCUACAUCUACAAAUGUUUUUGAAAUUGGGAAGUACAGGACGGUGCUGCAAACAGUGGAAGCUGAUAUUUGCAGAGCAAAGUCAAAGCUUCCAAUCCCACCACCGAAACCGCUGUUGGUAGGGAUGCCAUGUGAAGCUGGAGAAUUCCCACUACUCGUCUUCCUCCAUGGUUACUUUCUCUAUAACUCUUUUUACUCUCAGCUUCUCCAACACAUCGCUUCCCAUGGAUUCAUCGUCGUCGCCCCUCAGUUGUACACCGUGGCUGGAGCAGAUGCAACAGGUGACAUCAAAUCCACAGCAGCAACAGCAAAAUGGUUAUCGGAAGGACUCCAAAACGUGCUUCCGCCAAAUGUUCGACCAAAUUUAAGAAAGCUAGGACUUGCUGGCCAUAGCCGUGGAGGCAAGGCCGCUUUUGCACUUGCCCUUGAAAAAGCAGAGACUUGUCUGAACUUCUCUGCCUUGAUAGGCAUCGACCCAGUUGAUGGAAUGGACAAAGGGAAGCAAACCCAUCCACCAGUACUCACCUAUGUUCCUCGUUCAUUCGAGCUCGAUAUGGCUGUGAUGGUUAUCGGUACGGGCUUGGGUGAAAUGAAAAAGAAUCCUCUAUUGCCUGCUUGUGCUCCCAAGGGUGUUAAUCAUGAGGACUUCUUUAAUGAGUGUCGAGCACCGGCUUGUUAUUUUGUUGCCAAGGACUAUGGUCACCUUGACAUGCUGGAUGAUGACACCCCCGGUAUUAGAGGGAAAGUUUCGUACUGUUUGUGUAAGAAUGGGGAGUCUAGGGAACCCAUGAGGAGGUUUGUUGCAGGAAAUGUGGUUGCAUUCAUGAAAGCUUAUCUGCUGGAUGAUAAUAGUGACUUGAUGGCUAUAAGAGAGAGGCCUGAGACUGCACCGGUGGAGCUCAGAAAUAUUGAAUUUCUUGGGUCGAAUUUAAAGGGAAAUGAGAAGUGUCCGGGGCCAUUCUUAGAGGAAAAUGGGGCUGCGCGCCUCUGACAUUCCUGGGGCUGAGAUUGAGUAGCUUGGUUUGGUGCCAUGGGAGUUGUAGUUUCGCUGGAAUGCUCCAGAUCAAUCGGUAUGUGUUUUUUCAUACCAGUUAAAAGAUCUAGUCGGUUUGUUGGAUAAUGGACAAAUUGUUUUUGGUAAAAUCCUAGCACGUAUCUAGAUGUUGAAAAGUUGUCUCAAUUCAACAGUUGAAUGAAUGCAAAAUUAUACUUUACAUUGAGAAUUA
Carya illinoinensis is the source of this 1341-nucleotide messenger RNA. RefSeq names its product chlorophyllase-2. Bases 15 to 1106 code for a protein of 363 amino acids. The transcript is spliced from 2 exons. The record is from RefSeq and is a predicted model, not a curated record. Gene Ontology annotation, biological process: chlorophyll catabolic process. Gene Ontology annotation, molecular function: chlorophyllase activity. Lineage: Eukaryota; Viridiplantae; Streptophyta; Magnoliopsida; Fagales; Juglandaceae.